Molecule: messenger RNA, 4918 nt
Organism: Python bivittatus (Burmese python)
Lineage: Eukaryota; Metazoa; Chordata; Lepidosauria; Squamata; Pythonidae
Source: RefSeq, a predicted model, not a curated record
CCUACAUGGUAGUAGAUUCUUCACACCACAGCCAUGGAGAAAAGGCACGACUUCAGCUUCCUACCAUGAAAGAGAAUGAUACUCACUGUAUCGAUUUCAGCUACCUUUUGUACAGUAAGAAAGGGACAAGCCCUGGAACUCUGAACAUCUUGGUUAGGGUGAACAAGGGUCCUCUGGCGAACCCCAUUUGGAAUGUGACCGGCUCUACUGGCAAAGACUGGCUACGGGCAGAGCUGGCUGUCAGCACCUUCUGGCCAAAUGAAUAUCAGGUAAUAUUUGAGGCUGAAGUCUCAGAUGGAAGAAAUGGCUACGUUGCCAUUGAUGACAUCCAGGUUCUGAGCUACCCUUGUGAUAAAUCUCCUCAUUUCCUGAGGCUGGGGGACGUAGAGGUCAAUGCAGGCCAGAAUGCAACAUUUCAGUGCAUUGCUACAGGGAGGGAUGCAGUGAAGAACAAGUUAUGGCUGCAGAGGCGCAAUGGAGAAGAUAUUCCAGUGGCCCAAACAAAAAACAUCAAUCACAGACGUUUUGCUGCUACCUUUAAGCUUCAGGAAGUAACAAAAACGGAUCAGGAUUUAUAUCGUUGUGUUACUCAGUCUGAGAGAGGAUCUGGAGUUUCCAACUUUGCCCAGCUUAUUGUUCGAGAACCUCCUCGACCAAUAGCACCUCCACAGUUGCUUGGAGUUGGACCAACAUAUCUGCUCAUUCAGUUGAAUGCAAAUUCUAUUAUUGGGGAUGGACCUAUCAUCCUAAAAGAGGUGGAAUACCAUAUGACCACAGGGACCUGGACAGAAACUCAUGCUGUCAAUGCACCGACAUAUAAGCUGUGGCAUUUGGACCCAGACACAGAGUAUGAGAUUCGUGUUCUUCUAACCAGGCCUGGAGAAGGUGGCACAGGUCAGCCGGGCCCUCCGCUGAUUACCCGAACCAAAUGUGCAGAGCCUAUGAGAACACCCAAGACUUUAAAAAUUGCCGAGAUCCAGGCACGUCGUAUUGCUGUGGAUUGGGAAUCCCUGGGUUACAACAUCACCCGCUGCCAUACCUUCAAUGUUACCAUCUGCUACCAUUACUUCCAUGGCCACAAUGGAAGCAAAGCUGACUGCUUGGACAUGGAUCCCAAAGCACCACAGCAUGUUGUGAAUCACCUGCCUCCUUACACAAACGUGAGCCUCAAAAUGAUUUUGACAAAUCCUGAAGGACGGAAAGAGAGUGAGGAGACCAUUAUUCAAACAGAUGAAGAUGUGCCCGGUCCUGUACCUACAAAAUCGUUAAAAGGAACUCCCUUUGAAGACAAGAUCUUCUUAAACUGGAAAGAACCGAUGGAUCCAAAUGGUAUCAUCACCCAGUAUGAGGUCAGUUACAGUAGCAUACGAUCAUUUGAUCCUGCAGUUCCAGUGGCUGGGCCACCUCAAACUGUGUCAAAACUAUGGAACAGUACACAUCAUGUCUUUCCCCAUCUACAUCCUGGGACUACCUAUCAGUUUUAUAUAAGAGCCAGCACUGUCAAAGGUUUUGGACCAGCUACAGCCAUCAAUGUAACAACCAAUAUUUCAGCUCCCACAUUACCAGACUAUGAAGGUAUUGAUGCCUCUCUCAAUGAAACAGCCACAACCAUAACUGUACUCCUGAGACCAGCACAAGCCAAAGGAGCUCCUAUCAGCGCCUAUCAGAUUGUUGUUGAAGAACUGCAUCCUCAUCGAACCAAACGAGAAACUGGUGCAAUGGAUUGCUACCAGAUUCCUGUCACAUAUCAAAAUGCUCUGAGCAGUGGCUCGCCAUAUUAUUUUGCUGCAGAACUGUCUCCUGGCAAUCUUCCAGAAGCAGCACCUUUCACAGUUGGUGACAAUAGAACUUAUCAAGGCUUCUGGAACCCACCUUUGGUGCCUCGGAAAGGGUAUAAUAUCUAUUUUCAAGCCAUGAGCAGUGUUGAGAAGGAGACCAAAACUCAGUGUGUUCGAAUUGCUACUAAAGCAGCUGCAACAGAAGAACCAGAGGUUAUUCCUGAUCCAGCCAAGCAGACUGACCGUGUGGUGAAAAUAGCAGGAAUAAGUGCUGGAAUCCUUGUCUUCAUUCUCAUCCUCCUCCUUGUCAUAUUAAUUGUCAAAAAAAGUAAACUGGCUAAGAAACGCAAGGAUGCCAUGGGAAACACUAGGCAAGAAAUGACCCAUAUGGUGAAUGCAAUGGAUCGGAGCUAUGCUGAUCAAAGCACUCUUCAUGCAGAGGAUCCUCUUUCAGUCACCUUUAUGGAUUCUCAUAACUUCAACCCCAGAUUGCCCAAUGAUCCACUUGUGCCGACUGCUGUGUUAGAUGAAAACCACAGCGCAACAGCAGAGUCAAGUCGUCUGUUAGAUGUACCUCGUUAUCUCUGCGAAGGAACAGAAUCCCCGUACCAAACCGGCCAACUACAUCCUGCUAUCAGAGUAGCGGAUUUGCUGCAGCAUAUUAAUCUCAUGAAAACAUCUGACAGCUAUGGUUUUAAAGAAGAAUAUGAGAGUUUCUUUGAAGGACAAUCAGCUUCUUGGGAUGUGGCAAAAAAGGAUCAAAACAGAACGAAGAAUAGAUAUGGGAACAUUAUAGCAUAUGAUCACUCCAGAGUGAUAUUGCAACCUGUGGAGGAUGAUCCUUCUUCAGACUACAUUAAUGCUAAUUAUAUUGAUGGAUACCAGAGACCAAGCCACUACAUUGCAACCCAAGGGCCAGUGCAUGAGACAGUCUAUGAUUUCUGGAGAAUGAUAUGGCAAGAACAAUCAGCCUGCAUCGUUAUGGUUACAAAUUUAGUUGAAGUGGGGCGGGUUAAAUGCUACAAGUAUUGGCCUGAUGAUACUGAAGUUUAUGGGGACUUCAAAGUUACUUGUGUGGAAGUGGAACCACUUGCAGAAUAUGUUGUCAGGACGUUCACCCUUGAAAGGAGAGGUUACAAUGAAAUCCGUGAAGUUAAACAGUUCCACUUUACUGGUUGGCCUGAUCAUGGAGUACCUUACAAUGCAACAGGCCUUCUUUCAUUUAUACGCCGUGUGAAACUAUCUAACCCCCCAAGUGCCGGGCCUAUUGUUGUGCAUUGCAGGUGUGUAGAAAAGAGUGCUGGAGCUGGGAGAACUGGAUGCUAUAUUGUAAUUGACAUAAUGUUAGACAUGGCAGAAAGAGAAGGUGUUGUAGACAUCUACAACUGUGUCAAAGCAUUACGUUCACGCCGCAUCAAUAUGGUACAGACAGAGGAGCAGUAUAUCUUUAUUCAUGAUGCAAUCCUGGAAGCCUGUUUAUGCGGAGAAACUGCCAUCCCAGUCUGUGAAUUUAAAGCGGCAUAUUUUGACAUGAUUAGAAUAGACUCUCAGACAAACUCUUCGCAUCUUAAAGAUGAAUUCCAGACCCUGAAUUCUGUGACUCCUCGGCUACAAGCUGAAGACUGCAGCAUCGCAUGCUUGCCAAGGAAUCAUGACAAAAACCGCUUUAUGGAUAUGCUACCACCUGACAGAUGUCUGCCUUUCCUAAUUACUAUUGAUGGCGAGAGUAGCAAUUACAUCAAUGCUGCCCUUAUGGAUAGCUAUAGACAACCUGCUGCUUUCAUUGUCACGCAGCAUCCUCUGCCGAACACUGUGAAAGACUUCUGGAGAUUAGUCUACGACUACGGCUGUACCUCUCUUGUGAUGUUAAAUGAAGUUGAUUUAGCGCAAGGCUGCCCACAAUAUUGGCCAGAGGAAGGAAUGCUGAGAUAUGGUCCUAUUCAGGUUGAGUGCAUGUCCUGCUCAAUGGAGUGUGAUGUAAUCAACAGAAUUUUCAGGAUAUGCAAUUUAACAAGGCCGCAGGAAGGUUAUCUGAUGGUUCAGCAAUUUCAGUAUCUGAGUUGGGCAUCUCACAGGGAUGUGCCGGGCUCCAAACGGUCAUUCUUAAACUUAAUUCUUCAAGUAGAAAAGUGGCAAGAAGAAUGCGAAGAAGGGGAAGGGAGAACCAUAAUUCAUUGUCUGAAUGGCGGUGGGCGAAGCGGGAUGUUUUGCGCCAUAGGCAUAGUAGUGGAAAUGGUUAAAAGGCAAAACGUCAUUGAUGUUUUCCAUGCAGUAAAAACUUUACGGAACAGUAAGCCUAACAUGGUAGAAACACCGGAACAAUAUCGUUUCUGCUAUGAUGUCGCACUGGAGUACCUUGAAUCGACUUAAUAUGAAAGGAUAAAUACAAUCAAGUGAACCAAAUAAUAUGAAAUUUAAUAAACUGUGUUUUGGCAUCAGCUGUUGAAUCUAUGAAGAAACGUUUUAGUGAAGGGGAGACUUAAUUUUUAAAUGCAAAAGUAUUUUUCUUAAUAAAUGGUGUAAAUAUAUCUAUGGACUGUUCUUCUAUUCCUGUAUACCAUCUGAAUAUAAUACCACAAAAAUAAAUAAGAGUCAAGUCAGAGCACAUCUGCUAUACAAAGUUGAACUUUUCAAUGUUUGCAUAUUCAGCUGUCUCUCAGCUAUGUUAGACCUGUCAUCUGUUGCAUGUAUCUAUUCUAGUGAAUAUUUUAUUUCACUUUUGCCCUUAAUUUCAUACUGUUAAAAGUUUUUAAAAAUACUGUGCAGAUUGAUAAUCUAUAGGUUUCGUGUGCUGCAAGAAUAUAUAUAUGGAGAGAGAUACAGCCACACACACUACACACAUUUUUACAAAACGGCUUAUUUUGUUUUCCUGUGCAAUGACAGCCUGAUCAAAGUUCUUUAUAAAGAACUCCAAACAUAAGCCAAAGACUCAAGUGUAAAUAUGUUUAUAUGGGAAAGAAAGCACAUUGUAUUUAUUGUUUACUGACAUUCCUUGUAGGAUGGUUGGACACAACCAUUUUUUCUUAGAAACAUUGUUGCUGAAAUCAAGUGUAAAUGAUUUUUGUAGAUUAUUUUUUGUAUGUAUUGUGUAAGUAGAAGGAGAGAGAAUGAAAAUACCUUUUAUGGAUAAACCAGAAGAC